ACAAGCCAGUAUUUACACAGUAACUAGGAGCUGCAAAACUAAUCAGAGAAGCAGCGGAUGCCAGCAAAAAGCGUCUCCAGAAAAAACCCAAAACAUAUGUCUCCCUUCAAAAGAAAAAUCUGCUUUUUCACAGCUACAAAGGAUUGAAAACAAAUUUUGUCAUCAAACGUGGAGCUGUGCCAAAUCACAGGCAGCCAGAAGAAAGCUUUGGCACGAAAAGAGCUUUGAUGGUGAGAGGAACAAAGAUGAAACAGCUUUGAGUGAGAAAAAGAGCAAUGAGAUUGCUCCAGCCCAAAGAGAGAGAAGCUCUGCUGUUCUCUCCCCUGCUGGCUCACAGACCUGUUUUUCUGGGAUCUCUGCUCCAUCCCAAAUGUCCCCUCUGUCCCCCAGGGCAGCCUCAGGACCCUGCAGCCCUGCCAGGAAUUGGGCUGUGCAUGAAAAAAGCUCAGUUGGGACAUGGGCACCUGCAAAGAGCCUGGACAGCCCAAGAGGGGACAAUUUCAGGGAGCUGGGAGAUUCAAGAGGAUUCCCAGCACAGAAGGAAAAAUCUCCCUGCUGCCUGCAUGGCCCACGUCGCUGCCCUGCAGGGAGCAGCUCCUUCUCUGUCCCUGUGCCCAUGGUUCUCCUGCUUCCCACAUCCCACCUGGCAGCAGCCAGCAAGGCAGGAGAGCAGAGGCUGGAAGAGCUGAGGGGAAAAUCACCCCAAAAUAAGUUAGAGGAACUCAAGAAGAGGAUCCAGGAGCAGAAGAGAAAGCAGCAAGCAGCACUCCGGGAGCAGGAGCCCCUGAUUUUUGCUAAAGACUCCCUGCCUAAGAGAGCCCUGCAAAGAAAGGUUUGCAGAGUGGCCUCUGCUCCUCCUGCUCCAGCUCACAGAGACCAAGGAGAGAGAAGCUCAGCAUGGAGAAUUCAAACAGAACACCAGAGGCAGCUUUCAUCCAAGCCCAGUGUUCUGGAGAGAGCAGCGGCAGGGAAAGGUGUGAAUCUAGCUGGAGUUUCUGCAUGGAGAGAAGGUCAGAAGUUGGCUAGAAGGCUGCUGGGUCCACCCCCUCCACGUCCACACUUGAGGAGCAGAACUGGAGAGCAGAGCACAGCAAAGACCUUUGAACCUUUGGAAGGAGGUCAAGGAUUUGGGGCAAUGCCAGUGAUGGAAAGCAGCUCCAGGGUGAAGGGAAAUGAACCUGGAGCCCAAAGAGCUGUGGUCACUCCCAGCAAGGCUGAAAGGGGCAGCAAGGCACCCACAGAGGGUACAAACCAAGCACUCAGGAACCUGCUCUUGCAAAGGCAGUCCUGUGAGGAACACAGACACAUCAGGGUCUCCAGAGAGGCUGUGAAACACCAACCCCAAGGGAUCCAUUCUCCUUCCCCUGGACUUUCAUUAAUGAAAGAUGGAGCCAAGCCCAGCACCUCAGGAAGCUGCAGCAGAGGGAAAAGUGCAUUUCUUCAGAGACAGAAAGGGUCUGAGAAAGAAAACCUUAAGCAACCUUCAAAGAGGAGGGCAAACCUUAAAAAACCUCACCCCUACAGCCCUGAAAGCAUUCGGGAAUUUAUGUAUCAAAAAAAGGCAGAAAGAAAGAGAAAACUCCUCAAAGAGAAAAAGUCUUUGGCACAGGCUGUGGAGAUGAAGAAGAAGAGGUUGCAAGAAUUGUACAGGAAACAAAAAGAAGCUAUUGGGAAGAAAUCGUGUCCUGAUGAGAUGCACAAACCCCUUGGGAAAACAGGUUCUGCCAAAGGAAACCCUCAGAGUGAAUUGGAACAAAGGCAAACCAGUGGGGGAGUACAGGAAAGGAGUUUCAUGGCCUGGCUGGAUGAAACAUCCUCUCCUCUAUCACCAGAAGAUCACAGAGGCAGGAAUCAACUCCUGGAAACAGCUCAAUCACCUAAAAAAGGAGAAGCAUCAGGCCCCCCAGCAUCACUGGAAUCUGAACACUGCUUUAUCAGUCCUCUGAAAUGUGAAGACUUGAGGGACUGCUCUCCCCCAGCUCUGCAUUCACCUCCUCUGAGCUUUUCUGUUCCUCAGAAAGAUGCAAAACCUUCAUCCAGGGACUCAUCUUUUGGUUUUUCUCCACACAGAAGCAAACAGGAUCGAGUGAGAGCCAUUCACAGUCUGUCCAGGGAGCUUGCAGAAAGGAUUGAUGUGGCAAGGAAGAGGCUGAGUGCAGCCAGCUGGGGUAAAGCCUCUGCUGGCAAACAAACAGAGACAGCUCUGGACCUGUGCAGUGCUCCUCCUUGUGCCCCAGAACCUGAGACUUCCAGAGACAGGGAAGAGAGGACAAUGACUGCACAAAUGCCUCUGGACACAAAUCCUGAAGAGCUUCGUGUGCCAUCCCACAGGGAAUGCCAUGGGCUGGGCAGGAUGGGCCUGCUGGGCAGCACUGAGGGGGCAGCAGCCCUGAGCACACAGAGGGAAAUGCCAACUCCUCUGCCUGGUGGGAAAGCUGAGAGGGAACAAUUACCCUGGAUCACUUGUAGUGCAGGACAGAGUCACCUCAGCUCUGCAGGAGAGCUGAGCAACACCUUGCAAGGUUUCCCUGUGAAUAAGGGCUCCAAGGUGGACAUAAGUCUAUGGCAUGAAAAGCCAAUAACCAGCCCAGCCUCUCCAGCUCACAGAUUCCUCACUAGAAGCCCGCAGGGAGAGCUCACGGCAUGGAGGGAUCAGUGUGGAUGUGAGACUGCUUUGAAAGUUCAGAACCAAGAGGAAAUUGCCAACCCAUCUCCUGGAGAGAGCCUGAGGAUCUGGGACAGCCUGAGGAUCUGGGACAGCCUGAGGAUCUGGGACAGCCUGAGCUUCCAGCCCUCUGCCACUCUGAGCACUGGCAGCUUUGAGCAGGACUUGGGUGAAGGAGAUUUUGGCAGCACAGAGCUGGAGCACAAACACAGGAGACACCUGGACAUUUUGAGGCAAACCUCCUUACUACUGGCUCACAAACUGAAGCUCCAGCAGCAGCAGCAGAAACAUCGGCUCUUGGUGCUGAGGGAGAAGGCAAAGCAAGAGGUUGAGGAAAGCCACAGGUUCUUGAGGGGCCUGCUGCAGCUCAGUUCUGAGGACAGCAGGAAUUCCAAAGGCAGUGAUCCUGCUCUGACAGGACCUUACCACACAGAGCAGACACAGAGAGGACUCUGGCUGGAAGGUGACCUUGCUGCUGGCAGCUACAGGAGUAAUCAAGAGAUGGGUUCACUGAGACACUCUGUGUUGAAGAUAGAAAGCGAUCCCAAUCCAGUGGAACCCAAAAUACUGGGAGAAAGAAAACCUUUAGGAGGAGGAGGCUCAUACUGCCUAGUGCUUCAAGGAGAUCAGAGGCAGUCACAGCACAGACAUCACACCUCCAAUCUCUUGUCACCUUGGGUGAAUCUGCCCCAUGGGGAGACCUGGGACAGCUCUGGGGACAGCAGUGACCACGCCAGUUCCAACAGCCAGUGGAGCGCGGCCAUUCCACGCUUUGGAGGCUCCAGCACCUUCCGCGGUUCCAGCCUGGCCGUGGUGGAGCAGAUCCUGAGGGCAGAGGAGCUGCAGGCUCGGCACCAGGCAGUGCUCCUGCGGCUCCGGAGAAAGGCUCUGCGGGAGAGGGCCAGGGCCGAGCUGGCCUGGCUGGGCCACCAGAGGCGUGUUCUGGAAAACCUGCAGGAUAGUACAGGAGCCUCUGCCAUGGCAGCAAAGCAGCACAAAAUCCUGAUGGAGCUGAAACUGGAGCAGGCAGAAAUCCAGCACCUGAAAAACAUCCACAGGGCAGCCCAUCAAGAAAGGAAGCUUUUAUUAAAGCAGCAGAGAAAAAUCUUAAUGAUGCAGCAUUCAGCAGCACAACUCCAGGAAAAGCUGCACAGUCUGGCUGGGAAGCAGGAGGUUGUGAAUUCAGGGAGUAAAGACAAUUGUGUCCAGCUAAAGCAUAAAAGGAGCAAGAAAUAUGAGGGCUUUUCUACUGAGAACAAGAAGCCACUGGUACAACCCCAGAAACAGGUGGAGGAGUUGCCAGGUUUGGAGCAGUCCCUUAAUGCUCAGGAUGAUGUUUUCUUACCUCUGGAACCUACAAAUUCAGCUGAAAUGGAACCUAUAGCCACACUCGUUACAAGAAAAGGCCAAAAGUGUGUAUUUCUGGAAUCUGUGCUGGAGGACAAGACACUUCUUUCAAACCCUGAUUCUAAAGAUAAUGAAGAUAUUAAUCCAUGUGGCAGAAAGUACCCAGUGAAAGUUAAAGAAGUGGAAGUGCCUGUUCCUUCUGAGAUCCAUCAGGUGGAUGCCAGUCAAUGUUUGAAGCAUUUGGACCAUGUUUCUCAUGAAGCUUCUGAUGAACUAAAUUUAAAAGCAUUUUCUGAGGGAUUAACUUCCACGGAAUCAUUGUCCAAGUCAAAUAACUUCUUUUUGCAAUGUGAAAGUGCCAAAUCAGACUCUUCUCACUCAGAAUUUCAGAAAGUGUCUGCAGUUUGGAUCAGCUUCUCAAAAAGUUCCAUUUCAGACCCAGAAUUAGAGCUGAAACAUGAAGAUGACACAGAUGUCAGUGUCCCAGAAGAGUUUGUCUGUGACAGUGGUGAUGUGUUUGCCAAUCUCUCAAAAGAGAUGCCAAUAGCAAUAAGCACUGGAAAGGAAACAUCACCUAGCAGCAAACACAAUGAAUGUGAGCUGCCUGAAGAUGACAGAGCUGAGACUUCAUCUCUCUCCCAGAAAUACCCUGGAGAUGUGUUGGAUCAUGGCUGCACUGAUCACCUGCUUUCCUUCAUCCCAGCAGACAAAGCAAAUGCCUCCAGAACCAAGUCAGCACAUUCCUGCCAGUCUGAAAACCCUUCUGAGGGAGUGGAUGAGCCACACCUGGAUGCCUCACAAAGCUGCAACAGAAACAAACGCUGUUCUCAGGAGAUCCCAACGCUGGGAAAUGAUGCAGCUGCCAGCCCUUCAUGCACAGAUGCAACCCCCAGUAGUGAUAAGGGUCUCCCUCCAGCUGACGAGGAUACCUUGUCGGAAAUGCUGUGUCCUGUGGCUGAAGUAUUGCCCUCUGGAAGUGCUGACUCGCCAUCCUCUAACAAAAAGGAUUUGUCAUUUCCAAGUGAAGAUCUUCCUCCUCCCCCUUUAGGUGCAGAUGCAGUGAAAAAUGGUGAUCCUGCCUCCAGCACGGAUGAUUUCCCACCUCCACCAGAACAAAUGACAGGCUCAGAGUCUAGUCAGGGCAUGGAUGAAGAUAUAUCACUGGAAAUGGAUGCAUUACCCCCAUUACCUGAUAACACCAUGCCUGGAGAAUUUCCCCUGCUCAGUACAGAGACAAGUGGUGCUUUUUCAACUCAGGAUGGUUGUCUCUCAGAACAAUCUAUUACAGCUCUUUCCAGCUGUUUAUCAAAGAACCAGCAUGGAGAACAGGAGAUGCCUUUGCAGCAUUUGGAGUUUCUGCCUGUGUCAAAUACAGAUUCUUCUGGUGGAAGUAAAAGUCCUGAAUUCCCAAUGAAACAAUGCACUGGACAGCUUUUCAUACAUUUUGCAGAGGAGGACAGUGAUGACCCAUUAUCAUCAUUUGAAAUUGGGGACAGAGUGUUGGUGAAGCAGAGCCAGCCUGGAACCCUGAUGUUCAAAGGUCAGACUCAUUUUGGCAGUGGUCACUGGGCUGGUGUUGCACUGGACAAAGCUGAAGGUGACAAUGCUGGCACUUAUGAAGGGGUGAAGUAUUUUGAGUGUGCUCAGCACUGUGGGGUCUUUGUCAGACCUGAUGAGAUUUCACACCUGUUUGGGGUUAACAAAAAUAGCUCCAGUUCCAUGGGGAAUGAAGACUCUGACUCCUUCCAUGAUGAUGAUGUCUCCCUCAAAGGAGACUGCAACUAUUCUGAAGAUGAUGAGCAGAGAGUGGGGUGUGCAGAGGAGAAAGCAGAAGAUACAAACAGUGCAGGAGGUUCAGAAGUGAAAGAAAACCAGUCUGGGUUACACAGCACCUUGCUGUAUGGAAAAGGGCAAAAAUUUCCCCAUUCCAACCAGUGUAACUGUAAUGAAUUCCUCUGUCAAAAGAACUUAAUGUGCUUGGGACCAGAUAAAGAAAAAACAGAACUGGCACAAAUAAAACAAACUGUAUUUGCAGAUGCUCUUCCAGAGAAAAGCAAGACAGAUGAGGUAAACACAAGCAGAAAUAUUUGUUGCUUGGUAGAGGAUCAGAAAAGAAUUAAACUUGCUGAUGAUAUUGCAAGUGAACUCAGUAAAAAACUUCUGUUUGACAUUUUAAUUGCAUUUUCUGAAACAGCUCAACACAAAUAUAAAAGUGCCUUUGAAAAAGACAUGAUGAAUUAUGGCAAAGACCUGAGGCAAGAAGACAAUCAGAAACCAUUUCCCCUCAAAGAAAAUUCAGUUGCUGCCUUAUCUGAACCAUCAGCAAAGGUUUCUGAUGUUUUGCUGGGUGAUUUUGAUACGCUUUGCAUUCAUGGUUGUCACACAGUAACAGACAGAAUUGUAACUAAAUUUAUAGAUGAUGCAGUUAAAGAAUAUAAGAAGAUUAAAAGAAAACACAGAUCAAAAGCAGACAAGAUACAUCAUUUAUCUCCAGAGACUUCUCCAACCACUUCGCCUCUCCUUUUAAAAAUCCUUGAUGCUGGGGUUUUUGGAAGCUCUGAAGAUUUUGAUCAGCCUAAUUCUGACCAAAACAUGCUGGUGAGACAGACACAAAAGCAACACUUGUAUAAAUUAGACCAGUGGCACUCAGCUCCUUGGAAGAAAACUGUGGAAGUUCCUCUUGUGGUACCACACAACAGUUCUUAUGUUAAAAAUUUGUCUGCAUAUGCUGUGGAAGAAUUAUGGACCCCAGAGAACAUAAAAUCAAAUUUCAGGAACAUCAACAUGCCAAAGCACUUGGAAUAUGGUGAUCUCCCAGGGAAUGAUUUGGAAGCAGAAAGCAAGAGGAUGUAUAAUCAGGUUAUAUUUGAUUUGAGCCAUGAGUUGCUGCGUGCAGAAUAUCAAGUGACUGCAAAGCCAAAUAUGUUCCCAGGGAUGGAAAAAGAAGUGGGAUCUCCCUGUUCCAGGCAUCUCUGCAGGACAGAUGUCAGUGAUGUCAAGAUGUUUGUUCAGGGUGAAAUUAUUAAAAUAAUGAACCUGGAAAAGAAUGACUUAGAAAUGAAAAGAAAAUACCUAAAUAUGACCAAGUAUGGAAACUGUAAGAGAGACAGAGUGGACCUUAUUCUGAUCCAGGAGCUCCGCAAAGAAGAAUCUCAGUGGACUUCCUAUGGUGCUGAUGAAUUAACAGUGAAGAUGAGGAUGACUGAAGCCAUAUUUGAUAGCUUGAUCCUUGAUACAAUCAGAGUUCUUAAUAAGAUUUAUCUGAAAAAAGCCUGUUUGAAAGGUGACAGUGCACCAGCUUUUUUCCUUUAAUACAUUGUGGAACUGUUAAAAGGAGCCUGGAGAUGGCUUCAGAGAGGUGGCACAGGGAAUGGCAGGACCUGGAGCCAGACAAUCAGGUUAAAUGUUUAUAAUUUUAUGCAAAUGAAGUAAACACUAAUGUGAUGCACUUUAAAUUGGAGAUUUUUCUAUUAGCACCUUCAAUUCCUAACUAGAUGUGUGCCUGUACUUGGGUUAUUUAUCAUGCAAUUCAUUGAAUUUUUUACAAUAUCCAAAUGUGGGGUGCUGAGAAUGUACUUUAAUAGACAAAAGAGGGGAAAUCAAUACUCCUUUUGUAUUGGCAAAACUGGAAAAAUCAAGAUUUUGACAAGGGAAUAGAAGCAUUUCCUCAGCAUGGUAAUUGUUCCCUUUGCUAAUUGCUGUGGUCCCACCUAUUUUCUAUUGAGAAAAUCAAAUAUUUGUUAGUUCUUUUUAAAAUAAAUACUGUGCAAAUAUUUCUUACUGGAAUUCAGAAACUGUUCAUUAUUGAAUAACAAUGUAAAGAGAUCAGAUUUUUUCCAAUCCUAUUCAUUCAGAGUGUCUUUCAAAUAAAAUUAAAAUCAGGAUCAAUAAAGAUAAAUUAUAGAUAAGCUUAAGAUAUAAAAAUACAAUACUUAAAAUCUUCUUGGGGGAAUAGAAAGACAUUUUAUGUUUGUAUUUUGAAAUACUGUUGGCUCAAUUGUUUUUUGUACUUGUUUUCUGAAUAAAAUAUGAUACAAAUGGCUUAUUU
Messenger RNA from Passer domesticus (house sparrow), 8060 nucleotides. RefSeq names its product coiled-coil domain containing 187 (gene CCDC187). Gene Ontology annotation, cellular component: centrosome. The coding region runs from base 371 to 7324 and encodes 2317 amino acids. The transcript is spliced from 25 exons. The record is from RefSeq and is a predicted model, not a curated record. Gene Ontology annotation, biological process: microtubule anchoring. Gene Ontology annotation, molecular function: microtubule binding. NCBI's taxonomy places the organism in Eukaryota, Metazoa, Chordata, Aves, Passeriformes, Passeridae.